Molecule: messenger RNA, 3825 nt
Organism: Marmota monax (woodchuck)
Lineage: Eukaryota; Metazoa; Chordata; Mammalia; Rodentia; Sciuridae
Gene: Krt82
Product: keratin 82
Exons: 9
Coding region: 60-1610 (516 amino acids)
Biological process (GO): keratinization; intermediate filament organization
Cellular component (GO): keratin filament
Molecular function (GO): structural constituent of skin epidermis
Source: RefSeq, a predicted model, not a curated record
CCACUCCUGCCCUCUCUUCUCCACUCCAGGGCUCCGUCUCUCUGCCUUUCUCUCCUGUCAUGUCGUGCCGCUCUUUCCAGGCAGGCUCCAGGUAUGGUACUCAGAAUUUCAGCUCAUGCUCGGCCAUCAUGCCCCGAAUGGUCACCCACUAUGAGGUGAGCAAGGGCCCAUACCGGCCUGGGGCUGGUGGGGGCCUCCGCGCCCUAGGCUGCCUCGGCUCCCGGAGCCUGUGCAAUGUGGGCUUCGGGAGGCCCCGGGUGGCCUCCAGGUGCAGCCUGCCUGGCUUUGGGUAUCGAGCAGGGGCCACCUGUGGGUCUUCUGCCUGCAUCACUCCUGUCACCAUCAAUGAGAGCCUACUGGUCCCGCUGGAGCUGGAGAUCGACCCAACGGUGCAGAGGGUGAAGAGGGAUGAGAAGGAGCAGAUCAAGUGUCUCAACAACCGCUUUGCAUCCUUCAUCAACAAGGUCCGGUUCCUGGAGCAGAAGAACAAGCUGCUGGAGACCAAGUGGAACUUCAUGCAGCAGCAGAGGUGCUGCCAGAGCAACCUGGAGCCCCUCUUUGAGGGCUACAUCUGCGCCCUGCGGAGGCAGCUGGACUGCGUGUCAGGGGACCACACGAGGCUGGAGUCGGAGCUCUGCAGCCUCCAGGAAGCGCUGGAGGGCUACAAGAAAAAGUAUGAAGAGGAGCUCUCCCUGCGCCCCUGUGCCGAGAACGAGUUUGUUGCCCUGAAGAAGGAUGUGGACACAGCCUUCCUGGUGAAAGCUGACCUGGAGACCAACGUGGACGCUCUAGAACAGGAGAUCAGCUUCAUGAAAGGCCUGUUUGAGGAGGAGAUCCUCCUGCUGCAGUCUCAGAUCUCCGAGACCUCAGUCAUUGUGAAGAUGGACAACAGCCGGGAUCUGGACGUGGACGGCAUCGUUGCCGAGAUCAAGGCCCAGUAUGACGACAUUGCCAGCCGCAGCAAAGCUGAGGCAGAGGCCUGGUACCAGUGCCGGUACGAGGAACUGAGGCAGACAGCUGGGAACCACUGUGACAACCUCCGCAACCGCAAGAACGAGAUCCUGGAAAUGAACAAGCUGAUCCAGAGGCUUCAGCAAGAUAUUGAGACUGUCAAAGCUCAGCGCUGCAAACUCGAGGGCGCCAUAGCCGAGGCAGAGCAGCAGGGCGAGGCGGCCCUGAGCGAUGCCAAGUGCAAGCUGUCGGGGCUGGAGGAGGCCCUGCAGAAGGCCAAGCAGGACAUGGCCUGCCUGCUCAAGGAGUACCAGGAGGUGAUGAACUCCAAGCUGGGCCUGGACAUCGAGAUCGCCACCUACAGGCGCCUGCUGGAGGGCGAGGAGCACAGGCUGUGUGAAGGCAUCGGGCCUGUGAAUAUCUCUGUGAGCAGUUCCAAAGGCGCCAUCCUGUACGAGCCCUGUGUGGUGGGUACACCCAUGCUGCGGACCGAGUACUGCCCUGGAAGCACAGGUGUCCUCAGGAGCAGCGGGGGCUGCAGUGUGGUGGGCACUGGGGAACUCUACAUCCCCUGCGAGGCCCAGGGGCUCCUGGGCUGUGGGAGUGGGCGGAGCUCCAACAUGAAACUGGCAACUGGGGGCAGCUCCUGCGCGCACUAGUGUUAGCACUGCCCCCAACACUGGAGACCCAGGGACAGGGCCCUGGAUGUUGUACCCCACUAGGGCCAAAGGCUGUUCCAAAAUCCUACCCUUCCUGUAUUGACUCCAGAGACCCCUGGGAUUUCUGCUUGGGGUUGAGCUGACCUUCAAGUUCAUCUUUAUUUUCAAGUAGCUGGGUACAAAAUCUGCAUUGGGACCUGGGGUGAGGUAGGAUGCAGAGAGAGAGGGUGCAUUUCUCUUGUCCCUCCCAAACUAGUGACAGUCAGCCCUGAUAUGGCCCAGGAAUGGCAAUAACCCCAACCACUUCAAUUCCAGAUAAACCAAAUGGGCACAUCACAGUUCUGCUUUGCAGAAAACCCCAUGCAAGUUUCCCUUCAAAGCCAGCCUCCUCCUCCCCACUCCACCCAAGCCUCCCACCUCCCUUUCCACUGGCUCUCAUGCACCUAAAAAAAAAUUAAACUUCUUUUAGCACCCUCCUGAAAUAUGCACUAUUGUAAACAUCAAAAGGAGACACCCCAGAAUCCCAUUCUGAAUUCCAAAACCAAGUGCCAAGAUUUCAGAUCAUUUGGGAUCUGCCAAUCUCCUGCCAGCACAAAAACUCAAAAAGCAGUCUUUGGGUAGUAGCUUUACUUACACAAAUUUGUUUGAUCUCAAACUACACAAAUGAGUCUGUUGCCUGAGCCCACAUUGGCAGCGGAUGGUGGAAUAUUCCUGAAACAAAGGGUAAGAAGACUUGAAAUAGUUACUGGGAAGAUGGAUGAUCAAGAGCUGACAUUAUUUACUCAAUGGGAUUAAGCCCCACCCCCCACCCCAUAUUCUGUACAUAGCCAACAGCUCCUGCUUCUUCCCUUUAGCCCUCUAGAUUUGGGGCUUUGGGUCUACAUGAACACAUUUCUCCACAACAGUUCUGUGGAGCUGCCCCAGCCACUUGGAGGCUCUAGUUUGGAAUCUGGGAGAGGGAGGAGAAGGUGCUGGGCUCACCCACCUCCCAGGAGCCCUGCCCACCUGGGAUACAAGUUAUCUGCCCGGAGCUUCUGGGCUCUGUGUUCCCAAUAAACUAACUUUAUUCACACUUUGAGAAUCAGGAUUGCUCAUCCUGCUCUGUGUCAGGGGGCGGGGGGUAAGAUAAGGCUGAAGGGAAUCAUGAGCCAUCUUUGGGGACUGGAAGCUUGGGAAUGGGAAGGAAAGUCAUUCUACCAAUGGGAAAACAACACAUUCACAAUUUGCAAGUGGCCUGUGGAAUAAAUAUGGCUCCGUAUAAUUCAUACUCAAAACCUGCAUGUCACACCCCACUAGUUUGCAUAUCACUUGCCAUGUUAAAAAAGCAACCGUAUUAUACGAUCCCAGUGCAGAUUUUGCACCCAGUGAGACCUCCUCACUGCAUGGGGCCUUGCAUACAAUCUAUAGAAAACCCUGGAGCCCACUAUCAUGUUUAGAUGUAGCAGCUCCCAAACCCUGUUUGGGCUCCAUUCCCUAUUCUGGACCAUUCCCAGGGCCUACAUAGUCGUGGCCUGGGCAAAGCAGUGAAGAUGGGCAGCAGCCCAGCAAGGAAGGAAGCCCAGGACAUUUCAACCUCCUCUUCCCAUUUGGAAACCCUGAGACCUGGAGACAAGAUUCAGUGGCAGUGGUUCUACCCUCUGCAAGGUUCCAGUGUUCUUCCCUGUUGCCUCAAUGACCCCUGAAACAGCCCCUCCCCUAGGGCUCUCUCCCCCUCCUGAGAGCUGGGAUGAAGCCCUCCCUUCACUGCCACAGAGCACCCAUCCUGUGCCUGAAGGACCUCAAGGCCCCAGGCCCAACAUUAGGAAAACUAACCCCUGUGCCCUGAAGCUGCAAGAUGUUCCCUUACCCAACCCCCAUGUCAAAACCCCACCAGCUGCACGUAGCACUUCAAGUCUCGCACAAUGUUACCACAAGAUGUUCCAUAUAGAUAACCCCGGAGGGGCCAAACUUGAGCAAACAGGGUAAAAACAGGAACUAAAAGGACAGGAUGCAAUUUUAUGGUUUUUCGAGAACAUAAAGUGGAAAAACAAGUUUACCCCCCAGGUGACCUAACAACUGGAUUCAGAGAAACCAAUAGAAUAACUGUUACCGUGCUAAGCUAAAAACUAACCCCCUGCUCCCUAUAAAAGAUCUGUGCCCUAGAGCCCGGUGUGCCAGUUCACCGAAGCUCCGGCUGAGGUUUCGCUGAGCACCCGCAGGUGCCUGUGUAUCAAUA